Messenger RNA from Vitrella brassicaformis, 709 nucleotides. NCBI's taxonomy places the organism in Eukaryota, Vitrellaceae. The record is from the annotation of a GenBank genome assembly.
ACAAAACAAAAACGGCAGACAGAAAACGCAUGUAAAGGAGUCAGUGACACACGGAAUAUAAAAUGGAGGCAGCGAUAACCUGGCCCUCAAAACAAUGCAGCCACCUGAAAGAAGACACGGACCCAUCACCAAAAGUGUCUGCCUGUCUCCCACUAACUGUCGGGCUGACCGUUGGGUUUCUGACGAAUAUGCCGAGGAUCAUGGACGGCUCUCCAAAGAGGUGCAGGGGCACCCCACAUCGCUCCUUGUAGAGGUGCGGCAACGUUGUCAAGGGAAACGCCAAGACCGUCCGCUGCCAUAGGCCAUCAAUAAACUAGAACCACACACACAACACAACACAACGCAUCACACCCACGUCGCUGUCUCCGUGUCUCCCAUACGUCUCACCUAUGCAUCUGAAUGAGCGUGUUUCUGCGUAGUCGUGGGAUUGACCUUGGGGUGCUGCUCAUCAGGUUCCACUGACUCCUGAUAUCCAUAUAACUCCGCCCCCGUUCUGGAUUGAUAAAUCGUCUCCAGCAUGCAUACCAGAAACCAGAAACCACACAAAGCAGCCAGACCAGAAACCAGCCGACAUGAUAAAUCGUAGUCAUGUCUGUCAUGAAGGGGGUGGGGCAUCCAGCAUGCAGGUAUCCAGAACACACACACACACACACUACAGCGCCGCAGCACCGCCUCGACAAGGGGGAUGAGAGGAUGGUUGGGAGGCACG